Prorocentrum cordatum is the source of this 700-nucleotide messenger RNA. The record is from the annotation of a GenBank genome assembly. Lineage: Eukaryota; Dinophyceae; Prorocentrales; Prorocentraceae.
GCACGUGGGCUGGGCAAGGGAUUGCGUCAAGCGCAUAGCUGGUCUGGGCGAGUCGGUGAAGGCCAACCACUUGAUCGAACGCAUCGACGCCAUCGAGCUUCGCAUGGAGCUGAUGACUGAGCUAGCCAAUGUGGACUUCGAUUCGAACAUCAAGAGCAAGCUCUUGGGGAAGAGCUUGUUCUCAUCGAUUCUGGCCUUCUCGAAUGGAGAUACCGACGACGCCUGCAUCAAGGAGAUCGUGGAUACCGUCAUGCCUUUCACGGUUGAGAAGCUGGAUGCGAGCCAGGAGGUGGCCUGCGAUGACGACGGCGACGAGAACAUGGCCCAAUCAACCCCCGAAGAGUUCGACCCCAUGAAGGUUAGCAUGGCGACGAUCGACGGCCCGAUGGAAUCCAAGAUGAUGUUGCUCCUGAGCGUGUUCCUGAAGGAGAUCGUCCCUGCGGCGAUGCAGGUGGACGAGGCUGACCAGGUAGCAGCGUCGCGCCUGUGCGCUGCCAUGCUGAGUCGGUUUGAGGCAGGCGUCGCAGAGAUGGAGGAGACCCCCUCCGCCGCGAGCGACACGUUGGCCGUACUUCGGGUCAUGUGCGCCCUCCGCGACAGCACUGCCGACAUGGACUUCGAUGCCUUGGACGAGUUCUUCAGCCAGCAGCCCAAGAAGACCAAGGGCGCCCUCGCGGACCUGGGAGUGAUCAUCGCUUGA